AAUCUAUACCAGUGAUUAUUCCUUUCACUGUUUAACCCUAAUACCAAAGAAAUCAGCUACAGAUGGCCACUGGAAUGGUCCUCAGUGUUGCUAAUACUCUGUUUGCAGCACUACAAAACAAGGAACUAAGAGAGCUAUGCUCCAGUUUUGGGUAUGAAUCCCAACUUCACGAGCUUCAGUGCACCGUCACCUCCAUCAAGGCCUUCUUCCUUGAUGCGGAGUCUAGGCAUCAGGAGCUCACCUAUGAAGAAGGCCUAAAUUGGGUUAAUAAGCUCAAGGAUGCUGUCUAUGAUGCUGACGAUUUGCUCGAUGAAUUCACCACCAUUGCUCAGCAACUCAAAAGAUUGCCCGGUGGUAAAAUCUUCAAAAAGGUACGCCGUUUCUUCUCCCCUGAGAACCAACUAGUCUCUGCAUUUAAUACAUCUCAAGAGAUUAAGAACCUUAGGGAAUAUUAGAUUGUAGUCAAUCUGGGUGUAGUGAUGUGUAUAAACCUAUCAACAGAGAAGAGGAAAAAUGCCCUUGUGUGUUUGAAAUGAGUAUUAUUGGGAGAGAGCCAGACAAGGAAGCUAUUGUAGGUAUGUUGUUGUCAGACUCCAAUUUUUCUGCUGAUAUUAAUCAGGAAAAUGUUUCUUUUAUGACUAUUGUGGGGAUUGGAGGGUUGGGAAAAACUGCUCUUGCCAAACUUGUCUUUAAUGAUAAUAGGAUUAAAGGGGCAUUUGGAGACUGGAUGAAGUGGGUUUGUGUGUCAGACGGAUUUGGCAUAAAAGAAAUCCUUGGUAAGCUGUUGGUAAAGAAUGAUAAUUUAGAAGUGAUGCAGAAAAAAGUUCGAAAUCAGAUAGAAGGGAGAAGGUACUUGCUUGUUCUAGAUGAUGUAUGUAGUCAUGACCGGCAAAAAUGGGCAGAGUUGAGGGAGCUCUUGAGUUUAGGUGAUAAGGGGAGUAGAGUAUUGAUAACUAGUCGCUCUAUGGAGGUUGCAAAUGUUGUUGGUGACCAUCCUAUUCAUGAGUUACAAGGUCUAUCAGAAGAGAAAUCUUGGGAUUUGUUCCGGAUGAUGGCAUUCAAGCAAGGGAAAGAGCAAGAAGACGACGAUCUUGCUGUUAUAGGCAAAGAAAUUACAAAAAAAUGUGCUAAUGUUCCUCUCUCCAUACGGGUGAUAGGUAGUUUGUUGUAAGGCCAAGAUAAGAAGAAUUGGCUAUUUGUGAAAGGUACUGAUUUGGCAAAAAUGAGACAUUCCAGACAAUGUGAUGAGAAUAAAGUAAUGACAACAUUGAUGUUUAGCUAUCAUCAACUUACUAAUGAGUUAAAGAGUUGUUUUGGCUUUUGCUCACUUUCCCCCAAGGAUUAUGCCAUAGAAAAAGAUGUGCUAAUUAAUCUGUGGUUAGCACAAGGUUAUCUUUUUCCAAGUCAUGAAGGUCAAAGCAUGGAAGAUGUAGGUGAAGAAUAUGUUUCAAUUCUUUUGCAUAGAUGUUUUUUUUAUGACAAUGAACAAGAUGAAUGUGGUGAAGUUAAGUCAUUUAAAAUGCAUGAUCUCUUACAUGACCUUGCUUUAGAGGUUGCAGGAGCGGAGUCUUUGAUGUUGACAUCUAGUAUGAUCCAUUUUGGAAAGACUAUUCGUCAUCUAUCUACUACAAGUUAUGCAUAUCUCAAUAACUGGGUUAGUCCAAGUUAUUGCUCGAAUGUUACAGUGCGUACCUUAUUCCAAUUGUACAGUCCUCUGAAAACAUCUGGGAAUGUGGCUGCAAUAAUCUCAAGUUGUAGACGAUUAAGGGUAUUGGACUUGCAUGAUUUAGCCAUUGAAACCUUACCAAAACUAGGUAAGCUCUUACAUUUAAGGUAUCUUGAUGUUUCUGGCAACGAAACAAUGGAGAUGCUUCCUACUUCAAUUACCAAGCUUCAGAAUUUACAAAUAUUGAAAUUAUGCAACUGUAAGAAGUUAAAACAGUUACCAGAGGACGUGAGCAAACUAGUAAAUCUUAGGUUGCUGAAUUUAGACGGAUGCUACAGAUUGACUCAUAUGCCAGCAGGGAUGGAUAAUUUGAAAUGUCUUCACACGCUGACAAAGUUUGUUGUGCGUGGGGAUGAUUCUAACCUUGUUAAAAAGGGGGAGAUCAUAGACUUGAAAGAUCUAGUGAACCUCAAAGGCGACCUCUGCAUUGAAGUGCGAGAAUUUUCUGGCAAAAACAUGCCAGUUGUUACGGAAGGAGCCUAUAUAUUGAAGAAUGCACAUCUUGAGGCAUUACAAAUAAUGUCCUCAGAUUGGUCUGUCCAAAGUGAAGUUCAUGAGACAUUGCUGGAGGGGUUGUAUCCUAACCAUGAUCUUAGCAGGUUUGAAAUGGAGGGAUAUCAAGGGAUCAAAUUGCCAACUUGGGCAUCAACCAUGGAAACUUUUCUUCCAUGCCUUGUCAGUAUCAAGCUGUCAAAUUUACACGAGUUGCAGCAUCUCCCGUCAAUGAGUCAACUUUGCCAUCUGAAAUCUCUUUAGCUUUGGAAUAUGCCCAAGGUAGAGCAUAUUGAAAGCGAUGCACCUUCAGCUUCAGUGUCUAAGGCCACUAAGCCGAUGUUGACUUUCUUUCCAUCUCUUGAGGAGCUAGUGCUAGUAGAGAUGCCACAAUUGAAGGGAUGGUGGAGAAAUUUAUCAUGGAAAGAGAUGGAAGCAGGUGGUGCUUGUCUCAUCAAUGACAGCGGUGGCCAGGAACAAGCUGUAAUUCUCCCUUCAUUUCCCCGUCUCCGUGAUUUGAGUAUUGGAUAUUGCAACAGUAUGACUUACUUUCCUCCGUGCCCACUUCUGAAAAAACUUGAACUUUGGGUCGUCAAUGAAGCAUUGACAUUUUGUAUGAAGGGAGGCUUCCAUCCAAGUCCAAUCAAGAGUACAAUUACUGUCUCAACUUCACCAUCGUCCUCCAGCUCAUCGGUGCCAUGCAGUCCAAGAGAUCCCUUUUUAUGUUUAGAGAAGCUCAACAUAGAUAAUCCAACUAUUUUUAAUUCACUGUUUGAAGAGUUUGUGCUAGGUGUUGUUCAUAUUCAAAUAGAAGAUUUUGCUCAAGUGGAAAGUAUGUGGACUGUUAGGCAGGGAUUUCGAAGUUGUAAAUCUUCAAUUCGACACCUGAAAUUAGAGUCGUGUUCAGAAAUAACCACUCUGUCAGGAAGCGGAAUAGAGCAUCUCUACAAUCUGCAAUCCCUCUCAAUUGAGAGGUGUGAUAACCUGGAUUUGGAAGGGAUGCCAUGGUGUGAUAAUCUGGAUUAUUGGGGAGUGCCAUGUAUUUCUCUUGACUCCCUCUCUUCCUUGAGACUAGCUGAACUUCCGAAGCUGGUGACUCUGCCAUGGAGAUUUCAGUACUUGACCUCCCUUCAAUCCCUCCAAAUUGAACGUUGUGGAAACUUGGAGGCCCUAGGGGAUUGCAUCGGCUCUCUACGUUCGCUUCGUUCCCUCCAAAUUAAAAAUUGUUACAAUUUGAAGGUCCUUCCGGAAUGCAUGGACUCUCUAAAAUCCCUGAAAUUGCUGCACAUCAGCCAUUGCCAUGAACUGAAAUUGUUGCCAGAAGCAAUGCGGCACCUCACCUCCUUAAAAACACUUAAAAUACUAUACGCUAGAGAUGACCUCGAGAAGAGAUGUCGACAGCCAGAUGGGGAGGAUUGGCCCAAAAUACGCCAUAUCCCUCAUGUUUAUGUUAUUGGAUGGACAAGAAGAGCUUUCAUUUACGACAUGUUUGGUGAAAUAUGAUUAAUUAAGCCUUUCUUCAGCCCUCCACCUUUUGAUCUAUAUGUCGUGUGAAUGUCCAAAUUCUGAUCUUUGAUUGUAAGUCUGGAAUCUGAGUUGCUAGAAAUAUCAUUUUCUAAAGAUCAUAUUCGCUUUGAAUUCAGUGUAAUGUGUAAUCUUUUUUUUUUUUUUUUAAUCUCACCAAAGCACAAGACUCUAUUCACAGGGUGAGCAUACUGAGCAGAAUUAGUAUAGGCGUCUAGCAGAAUCUUUGUUGCUAUGUUGUGUGUGUCAAUGUAUCAUGUAUGUUGUAGGUUUUGGUACUGAAUGAUUUAUUAGUAUUACUAUGGAAUUGAAUUGUGAAAUAAUGAUUAUCCCAUCAUUAGUAUUACUAUGUUGUAGGUUUUGCUUGACUCUUUUCAAGAUGCCGCUGUUAAAGGGAUGGUGGAGGGGUUUAAGUUGGAUGGAGAUGGAAGCAGGUGGUGGUUGUUUGGUCAAUGAUACUGGCACUGAUGUGAUUCUCCCAUCAUUUCCUCGUCUCCGUGAAUUGAUUGUUGGGCAUUGCAAGAGCAUGACAUACUUUCCUCCAUGUCCACAUUUGAAAGAGCUUGAUUUAUAUUCCGUCAAUGAUGCACUGAAUUUUUGUAUGAAGGAAGGCUUACAUAAUCCAAGUCCCGUCACAAGCACAAGUACUGCCUCAUCUUUGUCAUCGUCCUCCCACAAUCCUAGUUUAUGUUUAGAGUAUCUCAACAUUGAUAAUCCAAGGGUUUUUAAUAUUCUAUUUGAGGAUUUUGUGGGAGGCGCUGUUCAUGUUCAGAUUGAUCAUUUUGUCCGAGUGGAAAGUAUGGGGACAGUCUCCAAGGGUUUUGAAAAAUGUGAAUCUUCAAUUCGACACUUAACUUUGAAUUCGUGCAAAGAGUUGACGACUUUGUCAGGAAGUGGGAUAGAACAUCUCUUGUACCUAAAAUCCCUCACAAUUGAGUAUUGUGAGAACCUGGAUUUGGAAUAUCUGGAUUGUUGGGGGGCGCGACAUAUUACACUUGAAAACCUCUCUUCCUUGAGUUUAGUUGGGCUUUUAAAGUUGGAAACUCUGCCAUGGAGAUUUAUUCACUUGUCAUCCCUUGAAUCCCUCCAAAUUGAAUGGUGUUGCAACUUGGAGGUCCUUGGGGAAUGCAUUGGCCACAUUACGACUCUCCGAUCCCUCCAAAUUGAAGGGUGUCACAAUUUGAAAGCCCUUCCAGAAUGCCUCAAAUCUCUAACACCACUAAAGUUUCUGCACAUCUCUUACUGCAGUGGACUGAAAUCAUUGCCUGAAGCAAUGCGCCACCUCACCUCCUUAACUACACUUAAAAUUAUUUACGCUAGUGAAGAGCUGGUGAAAAGAUGCCAAAAACCAGAUGGAGAAGACUGGCCUAAAGUAUGCCAUAUCCCUGAUGUUUAUGUUACUGGACACACAGGAACCUGGACGCACAUGUUGGCGAAGUAUUAUUAAUUUUCUUCAGUCCACUGCCUUUUGCAGAGUUGGAAUGUUUGCUAUUUGUUUCUUACAUGUAAGCUAGCUGCUCUUGUUGAAUUUGUUGCAUCAACUGAAUAUACUUCGAUUUUGUUUGUAUCCAAAAUUCUGAUUCAGGCAGCAGCUAACUCAUGCAGCAGCUCAAAAUUGUUUAUGUUAAGAAUUUAAAAUACGUAGUAUAUACAAGUGAAACAUAUAUGUACUCAGAAUUUUGUCAAACAGUCACUUGAAGACCUACCAGUAAUUAAAGGACCAUAUUCUUCCACGUGGCAAUACAUCCUCCAAUACUUAUCUAUCCCAACUCCCAUUUAAAAAAAAAAAAAAAAAAAAAAAGCAUAUGAUUCAUCAAUAUUGCUAGAUAGGUGCUGAAUUUAUCCAUCAACCCAAAAAUCAAAACUUUAAUCCCAAAUCAAAGUAAUCAUUGUAUGAGUUUAAGUAUGAGCAUGAUUAGAGCAUCAACAACAUCAUCAGUAAGUGGCACUAAAUUCCCAACAAUGCAAGAAAUAAUUGAAACUUCAAAAGGCAGAAAUCUGGAUUUAAAGCUGCAAAAAGUGGGACCCUUUUUCAGAAUUACAGCAAAAAGCUUGGAGACAAAUAAAGAGCUAGGAAGAGCUGAAGGACUGAUAAGGGUCUGGUUUGAUGGCAAAAUUCUGCACUUGGAUUCCAUCAGAUUGAAUAGGGAGACUUUGAGUAUGCAAAAAUCUAUUUUUGGUGUUGGAUUGUUCCUUGGUGCUCUUGCUGUUAGGCUUGGUUUCGAUUCCGGUUGCACCACUGCUCAGUUGCUGGCUAUCAAUGACACUGAUCUUUACCAUUCGAAGCUGGUAAGGUUUUAUAGUAGAAUGGGAUUCAAGGUCGUGCAUGAAGUUGAUGGCUCGUCAAUGGGAGAUCUUGCUCACAUGCUAGUUUGGGGAGGUAAAGGAACAAGAAUGAAUGCUGAUAUCAAAGAUCUUCUUUCGAAAUGGUGCACCAUAUUCAAACCAAGAGAUUUAAGGGUAGAAUGACAGCAAGCAUGAGAGAACACAAUUCAACAUAUGAUUUGAAACAAGAGAGUUUGAAGCAAUACAAAAAGAAUACAAUUAAUGGAGAUUCUGUAGCGUACUAUGGCGUACAAAAAAUACAUACAUUCCAUCAAACUUAUGAUUGGAUGCUACUUAUGGUUUCAGUGCAAGUAAUAUGCCAAGUUUGGGAUUUGUGUCAACACAAUUGUAAUCAAACUCAGCUGCCAUUGUCAGUACUGACUUAGGCUUGAACUCGUGUUGCAGAAGUGCUCCGAAACUCCCCUGGUUAUUAAGCUUCAGCUUGAUUAGAGUCAAUUCAUCAACAGCAUAUGAUCCUCCAACAGUUAAAGUAUUUCCUUCUUCAGAAAACCUGUUUUUAAACUCAACUGCUGUAGUGGUUUUCCCUUGAUCAAGGUACCGUACAUAUGAUGCCCUAACUAGGUCACCCUUUUCAGCCCUGAAAUACAUGGCAAGAUCAGGAAAAAUAGACGAAAAAAAUGUACAAAUCUAUCUUUAUUUGGAUACUGCAUGAUGAACCCCCCCCCCCCCCCCCCAACCCAAAAAAAAAU
This is a messenger RNA of Chenopodium quinoa (quinoa), 6777 nucleotides long. Its product is annotated as disease resistance protein RGA2-like. The transcript has 2 exons. Bases 1223 to 2482 code for a protein of 419 amino acids. Gene Ontology annotation, biological process: defense response to other organism. NCBI's taxonomy places the organism in Eukaryota, Viridiplantae, Streptophyta, Magnoliopsida, Caryophyllales, Amaranthaceae. The record is from RefSeq and is a predicted model, not a curated record.